CCGGUCCACGAGGGCGACAUCCCAUCGGAGGCCAUGCGCUACAUCGCGCCCUACAUGAACACGUGGCCCGCUCCCGAAGAGUGCUGCGCUAACGGUGGUACCUGCAUACACGGGGAGAACGGUACAACAGAAUGUGCUUGUCCUGCGUCCUUCAUGGGUCCCAGCUGCCUGGACGACGUGGACGAGUGCCUUGCACGGCCCUGCGGUCGGUUCAGCGUGUGCGUCAACCUGUACGGUUCCUUCCAGUGCCUCUGCCAGCCGGGCUUUCAACUAGAGGCUCACCUCUGUGUCCGCGUGGUGACGUGCGAGGAAGGCCCCUGCCUCAAUGGCGGCACGUGCGUGACCCGUGCUGACAUGAGCGAUCUCUGCUACUGCAAGAUCGGCUUCGCUGGACGUCUCUGCGAAACAGUGGUACCUGAGUGUUCGCCGUCUGCGUGUCCUCGGGGCAUGGUUUGCGUGAGCACGCGUCGGGGCUUCCAGUGUCUGCACAGCUUGGCGGACCUGACACGGGACCAGGGGGCACCUUAUUUCAACGCGCUUCUUCAAGGAUGACGGCGAGAACUUUGUUGCUGGGGUGCCUCAAUGCAAAGCGCACAUGAAGGCACCAGUAUCCGUCUUAGUUUAGACUACGAGUA
Molecule: messenger RNA, 635 nt
Organism: Ixodes scapularis (black-legged tick)
Lineage: Eukaryota; Metazoa; Arthropoda; Arachnida; Ixodida; Ixodidae
Product: fibropellin-1-like
Exons: 4
Coding region: 34-552 (172 amino acids)
Biological process (GO): establishment or maintenance of epithelial cell apical/basal polarity; heterophilic cell-cell adhesion
Cellular component (GO): plasma membrane; protein-containing complex
Molecular function (GO): calcium ion binding
Source: RefSeq, a predicted model, not a curated record